This is a messenger RNA of Electrophorus electricus (electric eel), 663 nucleotides long. The record is from RefSeq and is a predicted model, not a curated record. NCBI's taxonomy places the organism in Eukaryota, Metazoa, Chordata, Actinopteri, Gymnotiformes, Gymnotidae.
UCUGCUCCCAUUGAAGAGCGCAGGCAAGGCACAGAACCCUCUCGACGCUUUCUCAUAGACCUCGACACCGGCAUGCUGAAGGAACACAGCAGUGAGAUGGAUAGGAGAGUCUCAGGCUGUACGUGCCCUACAACAUGGAGCAUGGGCGGGUCUCUUGCUAUGUGGUUUUUACCCAGAUUCUAUAAUUAUCCAUCCAACUAUGAGUUCAGGCAGGGCACCCAAAACUCUCAGGCUACUCUGGUGGACAUCAGCACCGGGCAGCUGUUGCCCCAUCACUUGGAGAUGCAGAGGAGCACAGCACCAUUGGAUGAGUACAGUCCUGCCACCCUGAUGACACUCAGAAAAGCUCAGAUUGACAUGGAGAGCACUGAUAGUGUUGCUAUAGACACAACCCAUGAAGUAGCUCCACCUGAGCUCCAGAAACAGGGCACAGAACCCUCUCGACGUUUCCUCAUGGACCUCAACACUGGCAUGCUGAAGGAACGUAAGAGUGAGAUGGACAGGAGAGUCUCAGGCUUUUACAACUACCCAUCAAACUAUGAGUUCCGGCAGGGCACUCAAGACUCACAAGUCACUCUGAUAGACCUCAGGACUGGGCAGCAACUUGAGCCACUCUCUGAGAUGCAAAGAAGAGCAGCACUAGGUUAUCACUUACUAUGCUAA